UGACGCGAUUCAGAGAUUGUUUACCCUUCGGACUGAGCGAGCGACUGAGGUUUGCGUGGAGAUGUGGGUCGGGGGAGGUGCCAUUACGACGUUCGUGAGAUAUUUUUCCCGGAAGCGCGCACCAAAUCUGAGGAAGAUCAACCCGAAAGUGCCACCUCAAGAGGCAUCCGCCAUCGCUCUUAAUAUCUAUCAGAUCAUUAAGGAAAAAGGACCUCUUACCGUUUCCAACACUUGGAACCAUGCCAAGGAAGCUGGUAUUAGCGGAUUGAUCAGCAAAACUCAUAUGAAGAUAAUGCUGAAAUGGAUGAGGGGAAGGAAGAUGCUGAAGCUAUUCUGCAACCAUGUGGGCUCCAGUAAGAAAUUUCUCCUGUCCACACCUGAAGGGUCUCCGACUGCUGGACAAUCUGUUACCUUGAAACCGAAGCUGGAAACCGAAAAGCCUUCAUUGAAGAGGAAACAGCAAAUUUAAUGAAAUAAAUACUCGGUCAAUGGUUACUAACAACUACUGUGGAAGUCAAUCCUUUCCAUGAUAAAUGGAAGAUGGCAGUUGUCUGAAUGGGCUCAAUUACUUUCCUUUGCUGAGUAUAACAUCUAAUAUGUUUUGGUUACAACUCGGAUGGUUUGAUGUCACGGAGUUGGUUUGAAUUCAUAUGCUUAGGAAUCGAAUGUCGCAUUUGGU
Molecule: messenger RNA, 679 nt
Organism: Telopea speciosissima
Lineage: Eukaryota; Viridiplantae; Streptophyta; Magnoliopsida; Proteales; Proteaceae
Exons: 2
Coding region: 62-469 (135 amino acids)
Source: RefSeq, a predicted model, not a curated record